Biomphalaria glabrata is the source of this 3156-nucleotide messenger RNA. RefSeq lists its product as uncharacterized. The coding region runs from base 309 to 1412 and encodes 367 amino acids. The record is from RefSeq and is a predicted model, not a curated record. The transcript is spliced from 2 exons. NCBI's taxonomy places the organism in Eukaryota, Metazoa, Mollusca, Gastropoda, Planorbidae. Gene Ontology annotation, molecular function: protein dimerization activity.
GUCACACGCGACACUAUCACAUCGAGAGUUACCCCACGGUACUGUUCGCCUAUUUUCUCCAUUCCAAUUUCGUUUUGUUUUCUUACUAGCAAUUUAGACCCGUACAAGCCGGGGCUGCAAAUUGGUUACCAGAGGACUAUUGACGAAGAGACGUUUUCAUUUUGUGUUCUAAGGACAUAAAUUGUGUUUAUGCUGAGUGUAAAGAUUUUUUCUUAUUGUAGUAUUCAGCACCACUAACUCGAGGUCCAUGAUAUUUUGUGAUAAACGCAACUAAAUACCAACUGAUAGUUUAACAACAAAAUCAAGAGAUGCUUCUAAGUCUUGCCGAUCCCGAAAGUCCAUCUUUCGACCACAACAAUCACAGCCUGGACAGUUUUGACCGUUAUGCGUCUGACAUGGAGGCCAUGUCCGUCAGCACCGAUGACCAGUCUGCGUCGGACGCCCAGGAAAAUAACAAUCUGAUGGCUCAACAGGAUAGGUGCAUGUCCAAGCUUAUGGCGCCCUUGGACAGUGGCGCCCCGCCAAAGAAAAAAAGAAUAAGGAAAACAAGAGCUAAAGCUAAAAGCCCAGAGUUGAUCCAAAAGUUAAAAACCAGCAGACGUCAAAGAGCAAACGAUAGAGAACGGAACCGGAUGCACGGUCUGAACGAGGCUCUGGAAGUGCUCCGCACCACCCUGCCUAACUCUUCUGACGCCAAGAUGACCAAGAUCGAGACCCUUCGCUACGCCUGCAACUACAUCAGCGCCCUGGCAGCCAGCGUCAAGCUCCUGGAGCAGUCCAAGGACAAACAUGAUUUCAGCGAGCUGCCCAACCCUGACGACUACGCGUUCAUGUUCAACUUCCAGUACAGCAACGACAGCCAGCAGGAGCUCAGCCCUUCGCCUUUGUCCAGAACCGGCAUCUCACCCGGUGACGUCACGUUCAACUCUGGUCCUCUGGACAACAGCCCGCCUUAUGCCGCCCAGUCACAGAUUAGCAAUGGCUACGGGUGUAUGGACUCGCCAAAGGAUAACUUUCUAGAACAUUCCGGCUAUCAUCUCCUAAGCAACCACCACCAGCUCGACCAGCAUCAAGAAAACCUCAAAACAUUUUCCCAAUGCUCGUUCUUUCUCGACAACCAGAACAUGAACCACGGCGACAGCAAGUUGCACAUCAACUCCAGCGACUCUUUGUAUGAAAGCUCGUUUACCUUCCCCAGCAAAAUGUCCCUGACGUACGCCACGCCCCCUACGUCUCCGGGCCUGAUGAAAAACAACGUUCACUCGUAUUCAGGGCACCCGAGAUCCAUGCUGCCCCCCACGACGUCCACGCCACCUCACUCCAGCUACAUCGUCCACCAGACAGAGCCUCGUUUCGGGCAAGGUCCAGUGCCCACUUACUCCCCGUCCCAAUUACAAAUGUCAUUCUUAUGACACUGACAUUUAAACAAGCGAUGAAACCUGAGGUUCGUGGAACAGCCUAAACCUAUAAACCUUUUAGGUUGUGAACUUUUCCGUAAGUGAACUCUGACAGAACUACAAAUAAACGCUGUGCUGAAAAUUGGUUAUCACCCUUGAGUUAAGUAUGAUGUCUGCUGUUUCACAGAUUCACAAACUUUCCAAACUCAUUACAUUUCAGACUCACGGUUUUGAGGAGCCUCUUCUGUAUCUAGUGAUAAAAGAUACAGCUUUUGGUCAUAGUAUUUUUUUUCAAUGUUUGUUGUCUCUAGUAUUAUAGUGCCCCAACAAAAACCUCACGUAGCAAAUUAUUGAAGUAGUAUAAUAUACAUACAAAUGUAUUCCAAGCAAUUCAUUAAUUGUUGAAAACUAUGUAUAAGUUACAUAAAAGUUGAGAUGCCUUAAGGGGCGAAACUGCAACAUCAAACUAUGAAAAGCACAAUACAAUGUAUUUAUUACAAAUAUUUUAUUAUUUGGUUGUUAGUUGGUAGAGUUUAACUAGUAUUUUCACCAUUCAUUAUUUUUAUAAUAAUGAUAGACUCUAUUUUAAAAAUAUAACAAAUAGACAAAUUAAUCUUUGACUUACUAAGAAAACUUACAACAUUCCUAAAUUAUAUCAUUCCAAAAAUUACUGUGCCUUUUAAAAGUAGACAAUUUCAGUUUACAAAUAAUGGCAGAUAUACUUAUCCUCCGCUUUACAUUCUCCGAUAAUGUCCCAACUAUGCAUCACGCUUGCAGUUUAUACAAUGUACAGCACAGCAUAAUGUAUUUAUAAUUUAUUGUCACUAUGAUUCCUCUAUUUAUUUAUUGCGAAACUGUAUUUGUACUUUUUAUAUACUCUAUUCUUGAACUGCCUUUAGUGAAUGCUGCAUAAUAUUGUAUUUAUAUACAGGCAUAAUGUGACAAUGUCCAUUCAAUAUGUUCCUUAUAUUUCUCAUUUAUAUUGUUAAUACCUCGACGUCCAUUCCAAUAAUUGCGUAUUGCCUUCUAUAUAACCCAAACCUGGAUGCUGAUGUACAGACAGAAGCGAUGCACGGGUUCCUGUCCGAUUACAGCUCGAAUAGCCGAUGGCAUGACCAGCCAGCCAUCGAGUAAAACAAAUGAAACCAUAUUUGCCUUAACUUGCAUACUGCCAGAUUUUUUAGAAGUGAAACUGUUGUGUUAUUUGUAUUACAUGCCUGCCCAAUUGUGGCCUUGGUCGAAAUGUUUUUAGCUGUUAUGUAGACAAUUGUGUUAUGGUUGUCUUGGAACUUAGUGACUAUCUCUACUGGACUUCUCAAAGCCAACCCAAAUGCAUGUACAGCCAACCAGCCACACCAGACGCUAUGAAUUUAACGUAACCACAUUUUACAUUAUAGGACUCAUCAGUAUCUCAUACAUUACACAACCUACAUAGUUGCCUUUUCAUACCUUGCGAUCUAUAAGCCAGAUGAUGUUAAGGUCAUGUGUUUCUUUGGCCAACGGUUAACGAGCAGGGUGUCACAAGGAUCAACCGCAUUUACUUUCCCCAAUUAAAGUUGGGUACCCAUUAGAGUUGGGCGGACUCAGGGGCGCCCUAAAAAUCCCGAAAUUCAAAAUCCCAGUCUUCACCAGGAUUCAAACCCACGACCUCAGGUUCGGAAGCCACAGCGCCCCAACAGCUAACAUACUUCAAACAGGCUACAAACAUCGUACAGCCAACACAAGGCAUCACACAUCAUACAGCUGAUGAAGUAUAUCA